ACAAUAGAACAUUUUGCUUUUAAAUUUAUUUUGAAGUGUUAUGUUUGGUUUGAGUUGGUCAUUAUGUUGAUUGCAAAUGGGUUAAUUAGAGUGAUUUACCGGAAGUGAUGUUUGCCAACAUGAGAGCUGCGAUAAUACUUGUUUAUAUAUUUAUGGUAUUACCGGGGCCUUCGUACACUGCGGAUAGUUUAGGACUGCUGGCUGGCACUUUAAAGACGAUACAGCGGGCGGCAUGUUACGACGAAGAUGUGUCAUUGUCGUGUGCUAAAGGGACCUAUAUUAGUAUACAAGUCGCUCAAUAUGGGAAGGCAUCCCCGGGAGGUUAUAAUUGCAAGACUGAACCACAAAACGUAUCUGAUGUUGAGAAGUGUCUGCGGCCCACUGCUAUGCAGUACUCAAUCCUCCAAACGGUAGUGGUAGCCUGCCAGAAGAAACCAAGUUGCAAAUUCAGCACCAAACUGAAACCAGGCACAGCAGAUCCUUGUCCACAUGCAAGAAACUUCGUGGAAGUCGCUUUUAAAUGCAGACCUCAUGAAUUCCGGAGUCGAACAGCAUGUGAGGACGAUAUAAUAAAGUUAAGUUGCAGCCCAUACUCUCGGCUGGCCAUCUACGAAGCUCACUAUGGAAGAAUCGCGUAUGAGGCUCACUCUAUGACCUGCCCGCAAGCCCAGGGCAUAGUCGAUGAAAGUUGCACAGCCCCCUACGCAUUGGAAACCGUGAUGCAGUUAUGUCACGGAAAACGGCGAUGCCUCGUGGUUGCAAAUCGCAAAACGUUUGGGUCCCCCUGCAAUCCAACUUCGAGGGCGUACCUUAAAAUUGCGUAUGCGUGUGUGCCCUUAGGUGUAUUGAUAGAUAGAUACGAGAGUCCGGCAGCAAAGGAUGAAGUAAUACACACACAGGUCAUGAAUCAAGAUGAGGGGCUAUUUGAUGAUUCAGAUACCGGUGAGCAUUGGGAGGGGAAUGUUGCAACACCAAUUGCUGAUUCAGCGCUGCAACCUCCGUCGGAUGACAUUCAUCUCUUGUUAGAAAAGGAAAAGGCUUCGGAAACCACCGCCGGUUCUGUAAAUAGAACAGGUGAAAGCGGUUAA
Molecule: messenger RNA, 1088 nt
Organism: Pieris brassicae (large cabbage white)
Lineage: Eukaryota; Metazoa; Arthropoda; Insecta; Lepidoptera; Pieridae
Product: protein eva-1 homolog C-like
Exons: 8
Coding region: 108-1088 (326 amino acids)
Molecular function (GO): carbohydrate binding
Source: RefSeq, a predicted model, not a curated record